AUGUUGCAUCAUGCCUUGUUAGAAGGGGCAGAGGCUGGUGAAGCCAAUGGGCAUGAGGAGUUGGCUCCGGGCUUCCAGCGGAAGGUGCGCCGCCUGUCGCACACAUUCCGCACCCGGUCAGUGGAUCAUUCUGCGCCGGCAGCAACUGUGGAAAGCACCAGUAUUUUGCGGGAGAUUCCUGCUUUGAGCGUGGCAAUGUUGAUGAGUGCCAUCAACGCGGUCAGCUAUGGUACCUUGCUCUUUGCCAGCCCUGCGACCUCCCAUGCGCCAAAUGGCACCGUGAUCUGGUUGAUGAGCACGAUUGGCACCCAGAUUGGUACCCUGCUGGUGUCGAACAUUCAAAAUGGCAUCUCUUGCCCCAUGCUGGAAAUGAUUCCCAUCAUGCACGCCCUGUUUCUCAACAUCGCCAGCAAGAUGCAUGACAGAUCACCGGAGGAACUGCAGGCCACAUGCUUGGCCAGUUGCUUCGUUUGUACGUUCGGUCUCGGUGUGGGGCUGCUGAUCGGCACGCGCCUGGGCCUGGCCAGCUAUCUUCGCGCCGUGCCCUUGAUCGUGCUGAAAGGUGCAUUGUUCGGGGUGGCGCUCUUUUUGAUGUCCAGUUGCUUGAAGGUCUCGUCCGGAGACAUGGAUGUCGAACAGACCCACUUGUGGGCGCCGGCUGUGCUUCUGGGGCUGGCUCUCUUUGCAGUGGAUGAGGCCAUUCAUUCGCCCGUGGCCAUCGCCCUCAGUUUGCUGGCAGUGGGUUUGAUUCCAAGCUGCUUGGAUCUCUUGAACAUCAUCUCAUUGAAUGAGCUCCAAGAGAAAGGCUGGUGCUUUCAGCCUGGGAGCAUUGCUACAGAAGCAUGGUACAUGGAGGUGGCAAAAGCCUACAAAUCAGCGUUUCUCCACAUUGAUUGGAUGGUCAUCAUUGAGAUCAUGCCUGCCAUGGUGGGUAUCGCUGCUUCUGCCUCGUUGUUGAUGUUGAUGGAUUUGAAGGCGGUGGAACUGUUGACUGAACGAGAGUUCAGCUUAGACAAAGAGCUUCGUAGUAUUGGUGUGAGCAACCUUCUCAGUGCGCUCUGUGGAGGAGGGUUUCCUUGCUACAUCCUUUGCUCUUUGAACGUCACCUGCCAUCGCUUGGGGGGUCGCAGUGCCUUGAUUGGAGUGGGCUUGACUCUCAGUUCGACCUGUUGCCUUUUCGUGGUGUCCAAUGUGGUUCCUCAUCUUCCAAGAGCAUUGCCGGGCGGUCUUUUCAUGUGGCUGAGCCUGGUUUUCGCCAAAGAGACCAUUGUGGAUAUUUGCUCCAAGUACACUCACAUCUCUGAUGUCUUCAUUGUGGCCAUUAUGGCCUUGGUGGUGAAGUUCUAUAGCUUCAACGAUGGGCUUUUCGUGGGAACUCUGCUGGCCAUGAGCGUCUUCACGGUGCGCUACUCCGGGUCCCAAGCGGGCGUGCGCACCUCCGGGGAUGCCCGCUUCUAUCGAUCCAUUUGUACCCGUGAUGGCUUCGAGCAUGAAGCACUGGAACAAUUGGGACACCUCAUUGCAGUGGUCCAUGUGGAAGGCUUCCUCAUGUUUGGCUCCACGCCUGCCUUCACAGAUGCUGUUGCUCGUCGGGUGGGCCCGAGUGGAUUUUGCUGA
Molecule: messenger RNA, 1617 nt
Organism: Durusdinium trenchii
Lineage: Eukaryota; Dinophyceae; Suessiales; Symbiodiniaceae
Source: the annotation of a GenBank genome assembly